Molecule: messenger RNA, 1696 nt
Organism: Haliotis rufescens (red abalone)
Lineage: Eukaryota; Metazoa; Mollusca; Gastropoda; Lepetellida; Haliotidae
Product: ankyrin repeat domain-containing protein 16-like
Exons: 6
Coding region: 41-1669 (542 amino acids)
Cellular component (GO): cytoplasm; nucleus
Molecular function (GO): protein binding
Source: RefSeq, a predicted model, not a curated record
GUCAGUCUCCAUCACUUCCUCCCACCAUAAACCCCCCUCCAUGUGGCUGCCAAGGUCAGUCUUCAUCACUUCCUCCCACCAUUACUCCCCUCCAUGUGGCUGCCAAGGUCAGCCUUCAUCACUUCCUCCCACCAUUACUCCCCUCUAUUUGGCUGCCAAGGUCACCCUCCAUCACUUCCUCCCACCAUUACUCCCCUCCAUGUGGCUGCCAAGGUCAGCCUUCAUCAUUUCCUCCGCUCCAUGUGGCUGCCAAGGUCAGUCUUCAUCACAUCCUCCCACCAUUACUCCCCACCAUUACUCCCCUCCAUGUGGCUGCCAAGGUCAGCCUUCAUCACUUCCUCCCACCAUUACUCCCCUCCAUUUGGCUGCCAAGGUCAGUCUUCAUCAUUUCCUCCCCUCUGUUUGGCUGCCAAGGUCAGUCUUCAUCAUUUCCUCCCACCAUUACUCCCCUCCAUGUGGCUGCCAAGGUCAGCCUUCAUCACUUCCUCCCCUCCAUUUGGCUGCCAAGGUCAGUCAUCAUCACUUCCUCCCACCAUUACUCCCCUCCAUUUGGCUGCCAAGGUCAGUCUUCAUCACUUCCUCCCACCAUUACUCCCCUCCAUGUGGCUGCCAAGGUCAGCCUUCAUCACUUCCUCCCCUCUGUUUGGCUGCCAAGGUCAGUCAUCAUCACUUCCUCCCACCAUUACUCCCCUCCAUGUGGCUGCCAAGGUCAGUCUUCAUCACUUCCUCCCACCAUUACUCCCCUCCAUGUGGCUGCCAAGGUCAGUCUUCAUCACUUCCUCCCACCAUUACUCCCCUCCAUGUGGCUGCCAAGGUCAGUCAUCAUCACUUCCUCCCACCAUUACUCCCCUCCAUGUGGCUGCCAAGGUCAGCCUUCAUCACUUCCUCCCCUCUGUUUGGCUGCCAAGGUCAGUCUUCAUCACUUCCUCCCACCAUUACUCCCCUCCAUGUGGCUGCCAAGGUCAGUCAUCAUCACUUCCUCCCACCAUUACUCCCCUCCAUGUGGCUGCCAAGGUCAGCCUUCAUCACUUCCUCCCCUCUGUUUGGCUGCCAAGGUCAGUCUUCAUCACUUCCUCCCACCAUUACUCCCCUCCAUGUGGCUGCCAAGGUCAGCCUUCAUCACUUCCUCCCACCAUUACUCCCCUCCAUGUGGCUGCCAAGGUCAGUCAUCAUCACUUCCUCCCACCAUUACUCCCCUCCAUGUGGCUGCCAAGGUCAGUCUUCAUCACUUCCUCCCACCAUUACUCCCCUCCAUGUGGCUGCCAAGGUCAGUCAUCAUCACUUCCUCCCACCAUUACUCCCCUCCAUGUGGCUGCCAAGGUCAGUCAUCAUCACUUCCUCCCACCAUUACUCCCCUCCAUUUGGCUGCCAAGGUCAGUCUUCAUCACUUCCUCCCACCAUUACUCCCCUCCAUGUGGCUGCCAAGGAGGGUCAGGAUGCUAUCGUGGGGCACCUUUUGAGGCGUGGCGCCGAUGUCCAUCUCUUGGAUACAUCACUAAGAUCUGCUCUUCACAUCGCCAGUGGAGGCCAGCACGCAGGGUGUGUGGAACUGCUGCUGAAACAUGGUGCUGGUGACAGUCAGGACAAGCACGGACAGACAGCCAGGCACAUGGCCAGGAAAGAUGGUGUAAAACAAGUCUUCAGGAAAUAUCUGGAUCAUAUUACUUGAAAUGUCAAUAAAAUGUUUUUAAAUAUU